AUGGCGGAGACUGCCGAGCCCAACCCAAUCGUCUUCUUCGACAUCACCCUAGGAGGGGAGAAGCUGGGGAGGAUCAAGAUGGAACUGUUCAGAGAUGUAGUCCCAAAGACUGCUGAAAACUUCCGCCAGUUCUGCACGGGCGAGACCAAGAACAGCCGGGGACAGCCGCAGGGCUACAAAGGCUGCAAGUUCCAUCGCGUCAUCAAAGGGUUCAUGAUCCAAGGCGGCGAUUUUGUAAAUGGCAACGGAACUGGCUCAAGAACUAUCUGGGGGACUGAGAAGUUCGCCGAUGAAAACUUCACCCUGAAACACGACAAGCCCGGUCUUCUAUCCAUGGCUAACUCAGGUCCCAACACCAAUGGUUCCCAGUUCUUCAUCAUCACUGCGAAGAAUGGCACCCCUCAUCUGAACGGCAAGCACGUUGUCUUUGGCAAUGUCAUCGAAGGCAUGGACGUUGUCACCAAGAUCGAGAAUACGCGAACAGUAGCCAACCCGGAAGGGAAGCCAGUGCAAGACAUUGCCAUUUCACAAUGCGGUGAGAUGUGA
Alternaria ethzedia is the source of this 546-nucleotide messenger RNA. RefSeq names its product Peptidyl-prolyl cis-trans isomerase H. The transcript has 4 exons. The record is from RefSeq and is a predicted model, not a curated record. Lineage: Eukaryota; Fungi; Ascomycota; Dothideomycetes; Pleosporales; Pleosporaceae. Gene Ontology annotation, biological process: protein folding; protein peptidyl-prolyl isomerization. Gene Ontology annotation, cellular component: intracellular membrane-bounded organelle. Gene Ontology annotation, molecular function: peptidyl-prolyl cis-trans isomerase activity. The coding region runs from base 1 to 546 and encodes 181 amino acids.